This is a messenger RNA of Cryptomeria japonica (Japanese cedar), 1704 nucleotides long. RefSeq names its product tubulin beta-4 chain. Gene Ontology annotation, cellular component: microtubule; cytoplasm. Gene Ontology annotation, biological process: mitotic cell cycle; microtubule cytoskeleton organization. Gene Ontology annotation, molecular function: GTP binding; GTPase activity; structural constituent of cytoskeleton. Lineage: Eukaryota; Viridiplantae; Streptophyta; Pinopsida; Cupressales; Cupressaceae. The record is from RefSeq and is a predicted model, not a curated record.
UCCAAGCACAGAUCUCACAUAGCCAUUUCCGAGGAAGUCUCACAGUGCAGAGACGUCAGUGUUGGGGCUUGUGUUUUUUGUUCUGCUCGUGUUAGGGUUUAAAUUUUUGCUGCGAAAAUGCGUGAGAUCUUGCAUAUCCAGGGGGGCCAGUGUGGCAACCAGAUCGGGGCAAAGUUCUGGGAAGUUGUUUGUGAUGAGCACGGCAUCGAUCCCACUGGUCGGUAUCAUGGCACAUCUGAUCUUCAGCUGGAGAGAGUGAAUGUGUAUUACAAUGAGGCCAGCUGUGGAAGAUUUGUUCCCAGGGCUGUGCUCAUGGAUCUUGAACCUGGAACCAUGGACAGCGUCAGAACGGGGCCUUAUGGUCAGAUCUUUCGGCCGGACAAUUUCGUCUUUGGGCAGUCUGGUGCCGGAAAUAACUGGGCUAAGGGCCAUUACACCGAGGGCGCCGAGCUCAUUGAUGCAGUCUUGGAUGUCGUGCGGAAGGAGGCUGAGAACUGCGAUUGCCUGCAAGGCUUUCAGGUGUGCCAUUCUUUGGGAGGAGGCACAGGAUCUGGAAUGGGAACGCUGCUGAUAUCAAAAAUUAGAGAGGAGUAUCCCGAUCGCAUGAUGUUGACUUUCUCUGUGUUUCCUUCUCCGAAAGUGUCGGACACAGUCGUGGAACCCUACAAUGCUACACUGUCGGUCCACCAGUUGGUGGAGAACGCCGAUGAGUGUAUGGUUCUGGAUAAUGAGGCGCUCUAUGACAUUUGCUUCAGGACUCUUAAGCUCACUACGCCAAGCUUCGGAGAUUUGAACCACUUGAUCUCAGCCACAAUGAGCGGAGUGACCUGCUGCCUCAGGUUCCCUGGUCAGCUGAACUCAGAUCUGAGAAAGCUGGCCGUGAAUCUGAUCCCCUUCCCCCGCCUUCACUUCUUCAUGGUGGGUUUUGCCCCAUUGACCUCCCGAGGGUCGCAGCAAUACCGCGCACUUACUGUGCCAGAGUUGACUCAGCAGAUGUGGGACUCGAAGAACAUGAUGUGUGCUGCUGAUCCCCGGCACGGGCGAUACCUGACAGCCUCCGCCAUGUUCCGUGGAAAGAUGAGCACUAAGGAGGUGGAUGAGCAGAUGAUGAAUGUGCAAAACAAGAACUCCUCCUACUUUGUGGAAUGGAUCCCCAACAAUGUGAAGUCUUCUGCCUGUGAUAUCCCUCCCACGGGCCUAAAAAUGGCUUCCACCUUCAUUGGUAACUCUACCUCCAUCCAGGAGAUGUUCAGGCGCGUGAGUGAGCAGUUCACUGCUAUGUUCAGGAGAAAGGCCUUUUUGCAUUGGUACACUGGAGAGGGCAUGGAUGAGAUGGAAUUCACUGAGGCCGAGAGCAACAUGAACGAUCUGGUCUCUGAAUAUAUGCAGUACCAGGAUGCUACCGCUGAUGAUGAAGGGGAAUAUGACGAUGAAGAAGAACAAGAAAUGUGAUCACUCCAAAAUAAUAUCCAUAUUAAUGAGUACUGUUUAAGAAUGGCAACAACGGCUAGUUGUUUAGGCUUCUAGUUGUGUUUGUCUACUUCAUUUGUUGUUUAAUCAUCCUACUGCUGGAGGUUAAGCAGAUGCAUAAGUUGUUUCCUUUUUUUUGUGAUAUCUCUCUGCUACAUUACAUUGUUAUGUAUGUAUCACAUCCGGAUAGAAUAUAUCCUAUAAAGUUCUUUUGGUAAAAGAGUGAUGAAUUUA